UGGUCAUAGCAUAAUUAUCCUGGCUGGUUACUUUUAGAAUAAGAAAGUAGCUGAGCAUGCACUGUCUUGCUAGCAAAGUCGUCAGGGAGAAGAGGUUCCUUCCCCUCCAGAACACAAACCAGGAAUCUAGAAGAGGAGAUUACACAGCCCAUGGCAGGUCUCAUCAAAGCUUUUGCUGCGACUCUUGUUUUGUGCCUAGUUACCAGAGGAUUAUGUGAUUGCUCAUUGAACAACAUCAACAUUGGGACAGUCCGAAGUGGGAAAGAAAUAAGUGGUCAGGCAGAAUGGAACGUGACUGUGGCAAACAACUGCCAAUGUGCUCAAAGCCAAAUACAGUUGUCUUGCAUGGGGUUUCAAACAGUGGAAAAUAUUGACCCAUCAAUCCUUUCGAAGCAAGGUGAUACCUGCCUACUCAUCAAUGGCAGUUCCCUGGAGGCAUCAGCUUCUGUCAACUUCUCCUAUGCUUGGGAUCCUCCUUUUCUGUUGCUGCCACUGGGCUCUGUUAUCCAUGGCUGUUAACCUUGGAGUAUCUUUUUCGCUUUCAUUUUUUUAUAACUGCACAAUCUCCUCAAUGAAAAAGGGAUUUUAAUGUGGUUAUUAUAUAUUUGAUGUUCUUCAUGUUGUGCAUGACUGUUGCCUACAACAUUUUCGAAUUUCGACCUAGCCCAGAAUGGUGGUCUGAAGUUUCUAGACAGGCCCAAUAGCAAUCACAUUUUCUUCUUUAAGGUGGUUCAAAAACCUUUUUUUAUCAAACACUUGAGUGCGCAGGACCAAAGAAGAAGUUCUUUGAGGAUUCUACACUCAAAGCACAAAAUUCCAUAGCCAACUUUGAUAUUAAAGCAAACAAAGCCGGUCACCCCUUUGCAUCAACAAGAUUCUCUACUGAAUUGCUUGAAUUUAGAGAUAAGAGAAGUAAAAAAAAAGAAAACGAAAAGAAGAGAUGGAGUGGUUCUAUCCUAAGAGAAGGGGUCCUGAGUGGAAACAAGGGUGGACAGGCCAGGCCAUGGGUUCAGUGUCUUCUCCACCACUCCCAUUGCUAGCUAUUUUUGGCAUUGUCAUUUCCCUGUUAUGGCUCUCCCAUUACACGGGCUAUAAGGCUCAGUUGCACCGCUCUGCAAUCAACCUCCAAAUAUUCCUUGUCCUGCUGCCUAUCCUCCUGAUUUUAUUCAUGGCUUCAUAUUCUACUAAUUGGUUGCUCUACUAUCGGCUCAGAAGUUCACAGCAUGAUUCAGAUCCACGUUCCUCAGGCUCCUUUCCUUGGGGUAUUGCCAUUUUUGUGGUGGUGCUUUUAAUGUUGCUCUCUUAUCGAUCUACAUUUCAUUCCAAGUGGUUUGGACCUCUUCAGGGGUCAUAUUAAUUUGUUUUAUUAGUAUAAAUCAGCGAAAAGAUAAGUACAAACUCUGCUUAAUGUUUGUUAAUUACAACGUUAAAGAUAUACGGAUGUGCAUAUCUUAGCUUACAAUCAUUGAAUCUUUUGAGUUUCUUUGUCAA
Messenger RNA from Populus euphratica (Euphrates poplar), 1491 nucleotides. RefSeq lists its product as uncharacterized. The coding region runs from base 151 to 519 and encodes 122 amino acids. The transcript is spliced from 2 exons. NCBI's taxonomy places the organism in Eukaryota, Viridiplantae, Streptophyta, Magnoliopsida, Malpighiales, Salicaceae. Gene Ontology annotation, biological process: cell fate determination. The record is from RefSeq and is a predicted model, not a curated record.